AUGAAGUUCUCCAUCUUCGCUACUCUCGCCUUCCUCGGCAUUGCUCUUGCCUCUCCCGCCGCUAACACCGCUACUUCUACUCUUCCCUCCGGCGCCACCUGCAACAAGGACGGAAGCAUGGGCAACUGUGCCAGUGGACUUUGCAUUGUGGAUGUACAUAUUACUGUAAUAUUGGGGAGUAUUGAAUUGAAUAAAGACUCUUGA
Messenger RNA from Aspergillus niger, 204 nucleotides. RefSeq lists its product as uncharacterized. Bases 1 to 204 code for a protein of 67 amino acids. The transcript is spliced from 3 exons. Lineage: Eukaryota; Fungi; Ascomycota; Eurotiomycetes; Eurotiales; Aspergillaceae. The record is from RefSeq and is a predicted model, not a curated record.